Molecule: messenger RNA, 1404 nt
Organism: Cyclocybe aegerita
Lineage: Eukaryota; Fungi; Basidiomycota; Agaricomycetes; Agaricales; Hemipholiotaceae
Source: the annotation of a GenBank genome assembly
AUGUCCACCACCACCCGUCUCGCUCCCCUCCUCCCGCUACUCUGUCAGUUCAUGACGACACCAUGGUCAAUUCCCGAGCCCAAGGACGACCCCAAACGUACCUUUACCCAGGUAUGCAAAGAAUGGCGUCGAGCCAUCGUCUCCAACGCUGCUCUCUGGGCCCACAUUCGAUUAUCACCCGUCAAAUACCAGUACCCAGAGAAUCUACUUCGGCUGUUCGAGCAAAACGUGGAGCGCAGUCAAGGAGAGCCCCUCGUAAUCGAGAUGUACAACAACAUCCCUCGAGCCCAGCAUUCGAAGAUCGAGAAAGUCGAAGACCUCCUGUUCGGAGGGGGAGAAUUCAGCAUCUUCAAGCAUAUCCUUUUCCCAGAAGCGGUUAGAAUGCGCCUAACAUCCCUCAAAUGCAUCCUUGCCGGAGACGACAUCCUCGGGUUUCUCUCUCUGCCAUCUUCCUCUUUCCCCGAGCUGAGGCACGUCAACAUCGCCAUCAUUCACACCUUCUCCGCGCCUGCUUCCCCAUUCAUAACCGAUCUCGCAAAAUGCCUCCAGUUCAAUGCAUUCUCUGGCCAUCCAACGCUCACGGACGCCACUUUCCACAUCCAUAACCGCAUGCAUCCUCUCGACCUCCGACUACCCUGGAAUCAGCUUACGAAGUUGGACUUGUCGAGCGCACCGAUGCCACCGUGGACCUUCCUGCUCAUCAUGAAGCGGUCAGCCAAAUCGCUAGACGAAGCCGCGUUCCAAGUUAUGUUCGUCGCGCGAGUGAACCAGCGCCUGCUACCGAAGUCUUCCCAGGCGCUCAUGCCGGUGCUGAGAAAGAUGAAACUCAUUCUCAUCGAUCCGAUUUGGGAUCCGGCUUUCUUCGGGAUGUUGAAGAUGCCAGUUCUCGAUUGUUUGAGUAUCGAGAAGUUUGAUCGCUGCGUCGGGUGGGAGCUUUGGCUGUUUGCCCCGAUGCUGGCGUAUACUUCGGGCAUGCUCCGUCGGUUGGAGUUGAAGAGGUUCGAGCUGAAGCUAGACGCGGGGGACCCAAUUCCGAGGAAGAGGAGGACUUCCUUUGUCGAACUCGAGGCCGUCUUGACGAUGGUGCCCCGCCUCGAGGUGUUGAAACUCGCUUCGGACAUCGAAGUGCAUUACCCUACAUUGGUGAAGAUGACAAGAGGGGAUCUGGUACCGAAUUUACAGGCAUUCGAAAUCUUCAGCGCUGCGGGCGAACAGGUGGUGUGGAUGGUCCAGGAGAAAUCGACGGAGCCUGGCACUUCUGUUAAGGGUGCUCGCGCGGUCAGGCUCGCCCAAGUUGAUCUCUGGGUUCGAGCUGAAGAGAAGGAGACGCUCAGCGAGAUGGUGAGGGUUUCUGGACUCGAUAAGGUGAUACAUAUUCGAGGGUCAAGUGGUGCGAGCGGAUAA